AUGUGGGUUCUGCUCCUGUUGAUGAGUGUCCCUUGUGUGGUUUCUGAAGAUUUAAAUGUGAACAUUGAAAAUCUUCCUGCUGUUGUUGGAGAACUUAAUCUAAGCAAUAUUAAGUUUAAUAAAUCUGGUAUCCUUGAAGGAGAAAAAGCAUCAAUUACUCGACACCCAUAUGCACUCCGAAUCAUUUCCGUCUCCCUGGAAGAAGCCCUGAUGUGUACUGGAGCCCUGAUUGAUUCCCGAUAUGUCCUCACAGCUAAACACUGCGCAAGCCCCACGGUUCGAGCUGUUUCUGUUUGCUUGGGAUCAAGAUAUCUCCCUCAAAAGAAUGUAUGCAACGGUGUAAGGCGAUUCGCGCGGAAACUGGUUAUGUCCAACAGCAAUGAUCUGUUGAUUGCUAUUUUGGGGAAUAAAGUGUACAACACUUCAGUGACCAAACCCUUGAGACCUCAGGUCUUUCAACCGGCUGAUAUACAGGAAGCAUGUUAUGGUGUUGGUUUUGACCUGUUUAUACCAGGACGCGAAAAACCUAAGCCCUAUAUGCUAAAAGUAAACUUCACAGUGGUUCAUUAUGAUGAUGAGUUUAUCUAUGUUAGAUCUGACAAGCAGAAUGUUUGUCGUAGACACUCUGGAUUACCAUUGAUUUGUAAUGAGAAAUUUGUUGGUGUGGCCACGGAACCUCCGAAGACUGAUUGUUUAUCAGGGAAUGCAAUGGCGAAGUAUGUCAAUUUGAAUAGCAGCAUGUAUUUCAUCAACAAGGUGCUAUCAGGGUUUUAUGAUCGGAGUGAGGAGUUAACCUCUAAUUGGAAACUUAUUUUGGGAGUUGCUAUUUUGCAAACUUUACAAUUGUUUAAAAAGGGGAAGAAUGUUAAUAAGGUCAUGGUUUUGGGAUUGGUUAUGGGAUUAUUUUUGGGUUUCAUGGGUUAA
This is a messenger RNA of Dalotia coriaria, 924 nucleotides long. Its product is annotated as thrombin-like enzyme halystase. NCBI's taxonomy places the organism in Eukaryota, Metazoa, Arthropoda, Insecta, Coleoptera, Staphylinidae. The transcript has a single exon. Bases 1 to 924 code for a protein of 307 amino acids. The record is from RefSeq and is a predicted model, not a curated record. Gene Ontology annotation, biological process: proteolysis. Gene Ontology annotation, molecular function: serine-type endopeptidase activity.